AUGAUCAUGAGUCUCGCUGCAUGGGGGGAUGGAUCUUUGCUUCGCAUUGCGUGGCCACUAUUCGUCACAGCGAUAGUCACGGACAACUGUCGAUAUCAUGAUUGGAUGCGGAAUCGACUACAGAGGAUCAGCAAGUUCGGGAAAAAUUAUGAGCGCGCCUAUCAAUAUCGACUCAAAAUGUCGCAGAUACGGAACGCCGAGAGGAGUAAGGCAGGUGCCCAAGUGGGAUUGGAUUCUGGAGGUCUAGGGGCUUUUGUAAUUUGGUACUGA
Clonostachys byssicola is the source of this 270-nucleotide messenger RNA. The record is from the annotation of a GenBank genome assembly. Lineage: Eukaryota; Fungi; Ascomycota; Sordariomycetes; Hypocreales; Bionectriaceae.